Molecule: messenger RNA, 3368 nt
Organism: Amoebophrya sp. A25
Lineage: Eukaryota; Dinophyceae; Syndiniales; Amoebophryaceae
Source: the annotation of a GenBank genome assembly
GGAACUUUAGAUCAAGUAUGGAUCUCUCUCUGUCGUACUAGGAUCAGAUGUCAAUGUCAUGCGACAUAUGUUGAUGUCCGAAUCAAAAUGAGGAAGAGAAAAAAGAUGUGUCUCUUGGCGCUCCGCCGCGAUCGUCAUGACAGGCGAUUUAAGUCUCUGACGACAAUAGCUUGGUUACUCGCCAACAGCGAACCUGCUGCGGCGAACGCAAAUGACGAUAUUCAUCGCCAGAAAACCCUUAAUGACAUCGCGUCAUUGGGUGGUCAAACUGCAUAUGACCAACGCGAAAACAUACGGAAUCAAGAAGAGCGAAACGAUCGUAGGUAUGCGAGGCAUGACCAUGUCUGGCUGAGAAACACUUUCAUGGUCAAGACGAGAUUGGCCGUUUCUGCGGUAGACCUGUUGGGGGACAAAGAGCCCGGAUCGGAUGGAGGAGAUGACAAAGGAGCAUUAGCGGGUAAACAAGAAGCUCAAGCCUGUUCAAGAACGAGUAUUUCUUCAGCAUUGGUACACUUUGCUGAGACAGCUGUUCCGAACGUCAUCGACAAGGUCUUUGCAGUAUGGGAUCUGGUAGACACCGAUGGGACAAGGCUGCAAGCCGCUGCAGAGGCAAUAUACAACGCGAUUGCAGUACUAGGCGAAUAUUCGACGGCAAUAGAGGAAACGCAGGAACAUGCGGAGCAUCAUCUUGGUGUAGUAACUCAGUUGCGGGAGAUAAUAGCGGGUGACGCGUUUGGAGCAAUGGCUUCGCAAAUGAGACAAAUCCGAUCUGAUUGGCAACAGGAGACGCAAGAGUUUCUUGGAAAGCUGGAGAAAAAGUCUGGAGGUGGUCUUACAAUUGUACAUCAAAGGCAAUCCCUAAACGACCUCAUUUUGCAGCCUCUAACGACAUGGAUUGAGCGAUUGGCUAGCGCGCUUGAUUCGGACACACCAUUCAACGCUUUGCAAACGGGACAUCGGAGAAAGCUGCCAAGUACCGAUCACGAUGGAGACGAAUCGAAGACUGAUGUACCAACAUUAUCACCACACGAGUUCCUGAGCCUCCCUGAACUCUUACCAGACAUGUUCUUGCAAUGCCAUAAAAACAUGCUCCUCGUUGCGAUAUAUACUAGGGAAAAAGCACAACUAGGAGAUGGCGGAGAACGCAGUAUUUUUAAUCAAGCUCAAGUACAAGAAACUAGUAACCAGAUAACUCACCAAUGCGCUGUGACAAGCAUCUACCGCUAUUUCUUCUACGCGACUUCGACUAGCUUUCGAGCAGAAUCUUGGAAUACCUUUGUAGCGAUGACAAGGGCAUUGUAUGCGAAGUACUUUCCUAUUAUCAUGGUGAAGAGGCAGGACCAGGAGCGCGAUCGUCCUCUGGUGGCCUCGGGUAUUGUAAAAUCACAUUGGCACACUCAUAGUCCACAACCGUUGAUGAGGAUGCCAAUGCUCUGCACGCUGAUUGAAAAAUUGCGGACAAAACGUGGAGGAAGGAAGAUUUAUGUCCUACAUACAUAACAUGAUCAUGAAAUAUAUUUAUAUAAAGCAUAGCAAGGAGCAGAAGCACAAGCUGAUGCAGCUAUAUUAGCUGGAAGAAGUCGUCAGGAACAUCUUCAGCACUUUUUUUUUGGAUUCAAAUCGUCAUCAUGCUUUCGGCUCUUGUUCCUCUAACCGGCACUAGUAGCCGAAAUCGGAGUCUUCCUAGGCGAAACAACGGCUCGACUACUGAAACACUGUGGUCCGGUUCACGUCGUUGCGGUAGAUCCGUUUUUAACGGAAGCAAGCGACCGUUACAUUGCAAGUGAGCCGAAAACUAUAGAGAAAAUGAGAGCCAAGAGUGGUGCCGACAAAGUAAGGAAAAAAAUCGUGGAUACAGUACCAGACGCAGAGGAGGUGGUACUGGACUCUAGCACUCUAGUUUUCCAAGAGCUGGGAACGGCUUUGAUAGGAAGCAAGAGCAACGUGACAUCAACCUUCACGAUCAUUCCGAAGCCGAGUGUCGUUGCCGCAGGAAUGCUUAGACGUGGACUUGUGUUAUGGAGCGAAUAAUUGUGAAUUGUGAGGCCUCUAGUCGGCCGUUUGAAGAGAAUUUGACCAGCACAUCAUAGUACAGAUACUUUGAUGACAGUCGGUAACCUGUUUGAAAAAGAAUCCUAGCCUAUAACUAUUUGCACAACUACAAGUAUUCCUCUAAUCUCACGCCCCCUCGCUACUAGUGCCCCAACAUCAACUGCAACAAGUGAGAGCCACACGACCGAUGGUAACGACGUCAUUGCCUUCGAUCUCAUCUUCAUCGAUGGUGAUCACACAUAUGAAGGAGUGAGUGAGGAUCUUGCUGUGUGGCCGAACCUAGUCCGUCCUGGGGGCAUCGUUGCAGGCCAUGACAUUGAUUGGGUUCCUGUGUCAGCAGGGGUAGAAUUAAGGCUCAACUUUCAUUGGUCAUAGAGGUUGGUCACUGAAAUCGAAGAAGGCCCCCUGGAGAGAACAUACAAGGGAAAAUGAAGGGAAAGGGGAGAGCCUUGGAGGGGGUCGCUUCCGUUCCGAGUCAUGAUGACCAAGGAAUGCUGAGCUUUAAUAGAAGCAGUGUUUAAGGAACAACUAGAAGAGAAGGGUUACGCAGAGCUGCGACGAGUUAUUUCGGAGAAAUACACGCUGCCGGGAGAGAGUGCAAGACUUAUGAGUAGACAGAAAGUGUUGUUCAAGACUGCAUCCUCAACUCUAUUGAAGUGCAAGACUUAUGUUGAGGCUCAAGAAGUAGAUGAAAAUUUUCAUUUGAAGGGGGCUCUUGCUGAGAUCAGUUGAAGGUUGUAUCUACUUCGUCUUCAGAGCAGAAACAUCAGCAGCAGAAUGAAUGUACUUUUUAGCAGUCUCUAAGAACCUCGCACCUCACCCCUCCCCGAUUUUCCCAGUGUGGGAAGCUCUUUCCGACUACAUCACGAUGAGCCAAAGGCCGCGGUUUGACGGUCCUCGACCACCGAAGUUGGAACUUCAUGUUGCCCAUGAUAACGUUUGGUGGAUCGAAUACAGUGACGAGGACGAGAAGUGGUGAGGAUAAUAACGUUUGGUGGAUCGAAUACCGUGAGGACCAAGAGAACAAGAGAGGAAGCUUUUGAGGACCUUUAUUUUGUCUAGUAAGUGGGAGUGACUCAAUGAUUGCGAUUAACUGACUGUGACUCAACAACGACCAGGUGGUGUAAAGAAAAACUGUAAGAAAUUUGAAUUUGUCCUUUGACGAGAUCAUCAACAACUACGAGAACGUACUCGUACGAGAGAUGUAAACGUAAAGGAAAUCUUCUGAGACAAGUUUGUUAACAUACGAGGAGGUCAAUCUUAGGGAGAGACGUGAAGCCUUGUUGAUCUACAGGGUUUAUUCCUCAACAUGUUCG